Molecule: messenger RNA, 1563 nt
Organism: Podospora anserina S mat+
Lineage: Eukaryota; Fungi; Ascomycota; Sordariomycetes; Sordariales; Podosporaceae
Exons: 2
Coding region: 1-1563 (520 amino acids)
Biological process (GO): proteolysis
Cellular component (GO): cytoplasm
Molecular function (GO): calcium-dependent cysteine-type endopeptidase activity
Source: RefSeq, a predicted model, not a curated record
AUGUCCUGCGAGCACUCCCCAGCAGCCUUCAAAAGCAAGAAACCACCCCAACAGCAAGUCCAUAAUUUCUGGGACAGGUACAUCACCAAAUCCCCCGGCAAAGUCACCACCAUCUUCCCACCCUCCCUCUAUUCUUCCCUCCUCCCUCGCCCCUCAGCCCUCUCCAAAUAUGACACCACAACCUCCCCAACCACCACCAACUUUGGCGCCUCCUACGCCGCCGCGGCAGACGCCUGCCGCGCCAAAAUCGCCCGCAUCGUCCGGGACUGCCACCGCACCAACUCCAAGUUCACCGACCCCGACUUUGACCUCAAGGGAAACCAGUGGGACUGUCUGCUGGGUUUGAACUGGCGGUCCCCUCCUGCCAAGGGCAACCCCGCCGCCGUUGAGGAUGCCCUCGGGACGCUGGAGAGGAUGCAAGUCUUUGACGGGACGGACUGUCUUCAGUUGACGGUGCCGGUGCUGAGGAAGAUUAUGGGGAAGAGAGUGCUUGACGAGGAGCAGGAAGGGGACAAUGAUGAGGACUAUGACCCCGAGCCGAAGGCGGUGCACAGAGUUGGGUGGAUCUUUGAGGACCCCAAGUUCGAGGUGGAUGGGUUUAGCAGUUCGGACAUAAUGCAGGGGAGCAACAGCCUUGAUUGCUGGUGGUUGUCUGCCGUGGCUACCAUCUGUCAUCGGCGGGAGCUGAUGGACAAGAUUUGCGUCGCGAGGGAUGAGGAGUGCGGGGUGUAUGGGUUUGUGUUUUAUCGGGAUGGCGAGUGGGUGUAUACCGUGGUGGAUGAUCACUUGUGUUUGACGAACGGGGAUUAUGAGGGGGGAGGGCAUGAUCCGAGUAACGCCAUUGUGAAGAAGUGGAGGAGGGAUAAGCAGACGGGGAGCCAGGCGUUGUAUUUUGCGGCCUGUCGGGAGGAAAACGAGACUUGGUUGCCGUUGUUGGAGAAGGCGUAUGCCAAGGCCCAUGGGGACUAUCACGCUAUUUGGGGUGGGUGGGUUGGUGAGGGCGUGGAGGAUUUGACCGGGGGGGUCAAUUCGGAGCUGGCGUUGGAGGAUGUCCUCUUCAAGGAGAAAUUAUGGAAGGAGUUGGUGAAUGAGAAUGGGAACUUUGUCUUUGGGCUGGAUAUCUUGGACAGGAAUGGCUCGGACAAGAACGGACUGGCCAACGCGCACGCCUACUCUCUUUUGGCCGCUAGAGAGGAGGAGGGAGAGGAUGGCAAGACCGUUAGACUGGUCAAGAUCAGAAACCCCUGGGGUGCACGCGGUGGCGACGGCAUGGGCGAAUGGACCGGCCCGUGGUCGGACGGCUCAAAAGAGUGGACUCCAUACUGGCUCACCAAACUUGACUACCGCUUCGAAGACGACGGCGUGUUCUGGAUGAGCUACAACGACAUGCUUCACACAUUCACUAAUUUAUACCGCACUCGUCUCUUCGAUGACGAGUGGGCCGUGGCUCAAGAAUGGACAAACGUCAAUGUUGCCUGGGUUUCUGGGUACUUGCAACGCAAGUUCGUUAUCGAGGUCAAAACAGCCACCACUGCUGUCUUUGUUCUGCAACAGGUAACUUGA